UUAAAUCGCAGAAGAAAAGAGAGGAGAAGAAAGGCACAAGAAGACGACAGAGUGACCGUUGAAAAUCUCCGAAAUGGCGCAGAAAAUCAGCCUACGCGCUCUAGUGGCGUGGGCUUCAGUCGCCGCCGUGUGGUGGAUGGGCCUUCUGGCGACUCCGGCGACGGCGAUAUGGUUGAGCAUUCCCAGCUCGGGAACCAAGUGCGUCUCCGAGGAGAUACACUCCAACGUCGUCGUUUUGGCCGAUUACUACGUCGUACAUGAUUUCAUUGAAGUUCACGAUCAACCACCACAACACAUCCCCACCAUCUCCGUUCGGGUGACAUCGCCAUACGGAAACAAUCUACACAGCAAAGAAAAUGUAACCCAGGGACAGUUUGCAUUUACAACCUCAGAGAGUGGAAACUACUUGGCGUGUUUCUGGGCAGAUGGCAAAUCCCAGGAGGGAUCAGCCUUAAGUGUUAGCUUAGACUGGAGAACUGGAAUUGCUACCAAGGAUUGGGAGUCAGUUGCAAGGAAGGAAAAGAUUGAGGGUGUAGAACUUGAGCUUGCGAAACUUGAAGGAAUGGUAGAAGCUAUCCGUGAGAACCUAAACUAUCUUAAGGACAGAGAAGCAGAUAUGAGGGAAGUGAGCGAAAGAACAAAUGCAAGAGUCGCAUGGUUCAGCAUCAUGUCCCUCGGAGUUUGCAUUAUUGUUUCGGUUCUGCAGUUGUGGUACUUGAAGCGCUUCUUCCAUAAGAAGAAACUUAUAUAGGUUGUAUUUCUUCAUAUUUAGCUCCUAAUACAGAUGCUGAGAUGGUCUAGAGAAAGAAAAGACCAAUUUUUUAUAUACCUAUGAUGUAACAUAUACAUACAGGUGAAGAGUGAUAUUGGGUUUAGCUUGUGGAAAAGAAGGGAAUGAUGUUUGUAUUCUAAACAGUUUCUUUAUCUUUUGGGGUAGAAUUCUUCUUUGGCAGUUACAUCAUCCCGGUACAAUCAUAUAGACAAGUGGAAAUAAUUGAAUCUUAUGAUUGCGUUAGCCUUA
This is a messenger RNA of Morus notabilis, 1021 nucleotides long. Its product is annotated as transmembrane emp24 domain-containing protein p24delta3. NCBI's taxonomy places the organism in Eukaryota, Viridiplantae, Streptophyta, Magnoliopsida, Rosales, Moraceae. Gene Ontology annotation, cellular component: endoplasmic reticulum; COPII-coated ER to Golgi transport vesicle; endoplasmic reticulum-Golgi intermediate compartment. Gene Ontology annotation, biological process: intracellular protein transport; endoplasmic reticulum to Golgi vesicle-mediated transport; Golgi organization. The transcript is spliced from 4 exons. The record is from RefSeq and is a predicted model, not a curated record. Bases 74 to 751 code for a protein of 225 amino acids.